This is a messenger RNA of Ceratosolen solmsi marchali, 1187 nucleotides long. It is a transcript of the gene sta, whose product is annotated as stubarista 40S ribosomal protein SA. The record is from RefSeq and is a predicted model, not a curated record. The transcript has 6 exons. Gene Ontology annotation, biological process: translation. Bases 124 to 1113 code for a protein of 329 amino acids. Gene Ontology annotation, molecular function: structural constituent of ribosome. Gene Ontology annotation, cellular component: ribosome; small ribosomal subunit. Lineage: Eukaryota; Metazoa; Arthropoda; Insecta; Hymenoptera; Agaonidae.
UUUGGAACUUGACACUAUACAGUUUUCUAUAAUUAAGAUGUCCGCUUGAACUUCCUUUCCAUUACUGGAAUACUCCUAGUGGCAUCGAUCGACGUUGACUCGUAGUUCAACCACAACGUUACGAUGUCAGGAGGUUACGAUCCUUUAACCCUCAAAGAGGAUGAUGUUACAAAAAUGUUAACAGCCAGUACUCAUUUAGGUACUGAAAAUGUUAAUUUUCAAAUGGAGCAAUAUGUUUAUAAAAGGCGUGUUGAUGGUGCUGGAGUAAAUAUAAUCAAUCUGCGUAGAACAUGGGAGAAACUUCUUCUUGCGGCUCGUGCCAUUGUGGCCAUUGAACAUCCCAGUGAAGUUUUCGUUAUUAGUUGUCGUCCCUAUGGUCAGCGUGCGGUUUUGAAAUUUGCUGCCCACACUGGAGCCACUCCUAUUGCCGGACGAUUUACUCCUGGUGCCUUCACAAAUCAGAUUCAGGCUGCGUUCCGCGAGCCGAGGCUGCUCAUAGUUACAGACCCGGCGACUGACCACCAACCCAUCACAGAAGCGAGCUAUGUUAAUAUCCCUGUAAUUGCCUUCUGCAACACCGAUUCGCCACUGCGUUUCGUCGAUAUUGCUAUACCCUGCAACAAUAAGGGACCCCACAGUGUUGGACUUAUGUGGUGGCUUCUUGCUCGUGAAGUACUUCGUCUCAGGGGCUCCAUCCCGCGCGAGAUCAAGUGGGAUGUUGUGGUCGAUCUCUUCUUUUACAGAGAUCCUGAUGAGGCCGAGAAGGAAGAACAAGCGGCUAAGGAAUUGGCGCCGGCAGUGAAAGAGUAUGUGCCGGUGCCGGACGCUACGACCAUCGUCGCUGAGAACUGGACUACGGAGGUCAUCGAUCCCAACGCACCGGCUACCAAGAUCUGGGCCGACGAUGUACCCGCUCCUGAGGCCGAACAAAACGCCGUUCCAGGUGCUACCCCGGCGGCUCCACCUGCAGCUGCUGCGCCCGUUGCCGCCGCACCCAUGACUCCCUUCGCUGGCAACGAAUGGGGCAAGCCUCAAGACGAAUGGACUGCCACGCAGCCCGACGACAUGGUUGCUACUCAAAACUGGGGAGGUUCUAGCAACAAGUGGGGGUAAUUCCAUCAAUCAUUGCCAUGGAUAAAUGCAUUUUAUACAUGAAAAUUGUAAUAAAAUCAGCUCAGAAAAACAUA